Monodelphis domestica (gray short-tailed opossum) is the source of this 2035-nucleotide messenger RNA. NCBI's taxonomy places the organism in Eukaryota, Metazoa, Chordata, Mammalia, Didelphimorphia, Didelphidae. The record is from RefSeq and is a predicted model, not a curated record.
GUGGGUCCUCAGGCGUGCUCCCGUCGCACGACUCCACGCGUUCGCCCUCGUGUAUGCCGCCUGCAUCCGCGCAGGCGCGGUUCCCUCUCCAUUUCCGGUUUUGGUCGCUUCCGGCUUCUACGGGGGCCGUCAGAGGAGGAUAUGCUACACACCUCAAGAUGUGGGUCUCUGUCCUUUGGCCAGGAAUAAGCCCCCCAAAUUACCUGUUUUUAGAAAACAUUGUCUAAAGCGAGAUCCCCUCUGAUCAUUCUUCUCUCCAACCCUUCUUGACAAUGUCUACUCUGAUUCUCAACUUGGACUUUGGGGACUGUCCUCCCCCAAAAAAGGCAACUGAGGGGAACCACAGGCACCAGCGUUUCAUCCAACGACAGCGGCGGCUGCAAAGGAACCUUAAGCAGAAACAGACGCAGGUCUCGGCCAAGACUUCAGGAUUGGGGCAUCCUAAACCCCAAAAUAAAGGGGUGACCCUUAGCACGAGUAGCAAACAGAAACUCCAUCCCCUCCCUGAACCUAUAAGGGAGAAACCCAAUCAGAAAAAUGGAAUUGACAGGCCCUUGAGCAGGAAAGUAUCAACAGUGUCUUGGUUGACACCAGCUCCUUCACGGAAGACCAGUUCACUAUCUGUGGUAUCUAAGGUAGAUCUUCUGUCAGAGUUCCAGAGUGGUCUCUGCUCCCUCCCACCUGCCCGAACCCUCCCAGCAGGAACAGAGAAGGGCAAGAAGAUGGUGGCCCUUGACUGUGAGAUGGUGGGCACAGGACCUAAAGGCCAUACCAGUUCUUUGGCCCGAUGUAGCAUUGUGAGUUACAGUGGUGAUAUACUAUAUGAUGAAUACAUCCGUCCUCCCUGCAAAAUUGUGGAUUACCGGACCAAGUGGAGCGGUAUCAAGAAGGAGCAUAUGAUUAAUGCCACCCCUUUCAAAGUGGCCCGGAGAGAGAUCUUGAAGAUACUCCUUGGGAAGAUUGUAGUGGGCCAUGCUAUCCACAAUGACUUCAAAGCCCUUCAUUACUUUCACCCCAAACCCCUUACACGGGACACCUCCCGAAUCCCUAUCCUUAAUUCCCGGGCUGGCUUCCCCGAGAAUGAGUCAAUCUCUUUGAAGCGCCUGACCAAGCAGCUGCUUCAGCAGGACAUUCAGGUAGGGAAGAGCGGGCAUUCCUCAGUUGAAGAUGCCAAGGCAACCAUGGACCUCUACAAGUUGGUGGAAGUUGAGUGGGAGCAACAGCUGGCCCGGUCUCCUCCCUCUCAGGAAUAGGGGAGGUGGGAUCGUGGGGCUUGAUAGCCUUUGCAGGAAAAAGGCAUCAGAUGAGAGUAAACAACUGCCCCAGGUGGAACAGACUAACUAACCAGCCCAAAAUUUAGGCUGGAGCUGUUGGGAAGUGAAUCUGCCCCAAACUCAGUCUCUCCAACCAUAGACCAUUGAAACUUUCAUCACAGGUGUUGUGUCCUACUUUUCUAGAGUUUUCCCCUCUCAAUCCCAGUGAAGGGGUGGGGUAAGGGGAAACUCCCUACAUUCAAAGCCAGCCUUGCUGCCCAUCCCUUCACAUUGAUACUUUAGGCUGGUCACAAGUCCCAGUGUGCCUUGCUCCAGCCAAGUGACUUGACCAACAGGACAGUGCUGGGAUGUGUAGUUUCCCUAGGUCUCCCCAAGUGGCUAUGAUGAAGUACUUUUGUCCCAAAGUACUGUCGAAUAAUGCCAUUUGUAACCCAAGACCCUCUUCUCCUCAUCCCGGAUACUUGGAGGAGACACCUUUGAUGACCAGUUGAUUCCCUUUUUUUUUCCACUGGGGUAGUAGGAAGCAAGAAAUCCAACUUUUUUCUGGUAACUUUUUAAAUAGUCCCUUUCCUAAGGAGAAGAGGUAUUUAUUUGAGUCCCAGGUGCCUGCUGAGAAAGCAUUUAUGUUUUCAAUCUCCCUCCUUCAUGUUAAGUGAAGCUUCUAAAUGCCCAAGUUACUGCCUUGUAAACUCACAAAGGAAUUUUUAUAAAGGAAGAAGUAUUGUUUUUUGCUACUUAUUAAACCAAUUUGGGACAAUGUA